Molecule: messenger RNA, 1418 nt
Organism: Sphaerodactylus townsendi
Lineage: Eukaryota; Metazoa; Chordata; Lepidosauria; Squamata; Sphaerodactylidae
Gene: RNF32
Product: ring finger protein 32
Exons: 9
Coding region: 250-1368 (372 amino acids)
Molecular function (GO): protein binding
Source: RefSeq, a predicted model, not a curated record
UGGGUAUGUAAAGCGGUGAAAGGGCUGCACCUGUUGAAUUUGUCCCUGGUAAAGGCGGUGCUGGCAGACGGCGACCCCGAAGACCAUUAAGGGCAUCGCGGGGCGGGGGGAUGGACUGAGUGUGCAUUUCUCCAACAGCAUUUUGUUUGUUGUUUUAGAUCUGCGAGAGUUCAGCUAUCAAAAGUUCCAUCAGUGGAGCAUUACUGCGUUUCGAACGUAAGGAAAUCGUCGCUGCUUCCAGAUCCAGUAAUGCAAAAGAAAUAUUACAAGGGGAGUUCCUGCAAACAAGAAUCUGUAGCACUUGCUGCUGUGGCAUUACAAGAUCAUAUUUUAUAUAAUCUUCAGCUGAAGAAUCUGUCAUUAGCUGAGCCCUUUCAAUCAAAGGCACAGAAUAAAAAGAGCACAUACAAACCUGUGAACAAAGAGAACGUCAGAGCAUUAGUAGAUACUGGACUGAGAAAAGCAAGUAGUCACCAACGAGAAAACGAAGACCCAGAACAAGAAUAUGUCCUCGAUCCUUGUCCUCAGCCUCUUACAUUAGCUCAGAAACUUGGCUUGGUGGACUGUCCUGCACUGCCGCUCACAACAGAGGAAUGGGAGCAUGUGAAGCAACGGUCCAUGAAACACGGACAUUCUGUACAACCUUGUGCCAUUUGCAGAGAAGAAUUUGCACUUCAACCACAGGUGCUGCUUUCAUGUUCCCAUGUGUUUCACAGAGCAUGCCUGAAAGCUUUUGAAAGAUUUGCAGGUAAAAAGACCUGUCCAAUGUGCAGAAAGAUGCAGUAUCAAACGCGAGUAAUUCAUGACGGAGCACGCCUGUUUAGAAUAAAGUGUGCGACCAGAAUGCAAGCUUGCUGGCGAGGGUACAUUGUGAGAAAAUGGUAUAAGAACCUGAGAACAACAGUGCCUCCAAAAGAUCCCAAAUUGCGAAAAAGGUUCUUUGAAGAAAAGUUUACAGAGAUUUGCCAACGUUUAUUGAAUUCAUAUGACAACAAAGUCGACAAACUCUUCUCUGAGAUUGAUUCAACAAUCGCUGCAAGUCAAACGAUGUUUCAGCAACUGGACAAAAGGCUGGGCCCAUUCACAAGUGAAGUCGAAUGGGAAAAAAUCCAGAUGCAGGCACUCCGGCAAGAAAUUGUCGACUGCCCGAUUUGCAUUAUGCCACUCAGUCACCCCGCUUGUCUUCACGAUGGACUUCCCCAGGACAGCCACCGAUCAUGUUCACGCAAAACUGUUCUGCUCUCCUGUUCACACAUGUUCCACAACUCCUGCCUUCAAGCGUUUGAAGAGUUCUCCUUGGUGGAGACACCCGUUUGCCCCUUGUGCCGUUCUGGCUACCAAAAGAAGAUCCUCAACAUGUUGGCAUAACUGAUAUCGAUCACACUGGGAGAAAUAAAUAUACUUGUUGUUUCACACAA